This is a messenger RNA of Dacryopinax primogenitus, 1324 nucleotides long. RefSeq lists its product as uncharacterized. Gene Ontology annotation, biological process: regulation of transcription by RNA polymerase II. Bases 190 to 771 code for a protein of 193 amino acids. Lineage: Eukaryota; Fungi; Basidiomycota; Dacrymycetes; Dacrymycetales; Dacrymycetaceae. Gene Ontology annotation, molecular function: protein dimerization activity; DNA-binding transcription factor activity, RNA polymerase II-specific; RNA polymerase II cis-regulatory region sequence-specific DNA binding. The transcript has 4 exons. The record is from RefSeq and is a predicted model, not a curated record.
CGAUAUCCCUCGUUAAGAGGAGACCAUAUCCUCGAGCCCAUAAUCAUACCCCCCGAAGUCCAGAAACGAACAUCAGAACUCAUGGGGUUCGCUUCCCCUCCCUCCCAACCACACUCCCACUCCCACUCCCAGCAGUACUACUCCCCAACAGGAGAACAAAGGAUCAUAUACCGCGGCACAGACGUAGGCAUGCCCCAGUUCCCUACCCCCCAAGGCCAGGGGGAGGGGCAGGGGUACAGCUCCUUCCCAGGCUACCUCUCCCUCGCUUCCGCGCGAGGUCAAACCACGCCCACCCCUCUCAAACCCAACCCCACCCCUCAAACGGCGGAAGUGAAAGGCGACCCCAAACGCACCCCUCCCACUCCCCCCGCCCAGCCACCCGCCAAACGCUCCAAAACCUCUUCCACCGACGCGCCUAGCCAGAACCAGUGGAGUCCCACCCAGCCUAGCCCGACAGAGAGCGACACCAAACGUGCCAUGGCUGGGAUGACGAGUACUGUCAAGACCCGGCCUGUAGCGCUGUUGAGCGAAGAACAGAAAAAGGCGAACCAUAUCCAUUCUGAGCAGAAGAGACGCGCUACGAUCCGCAAGGGCUACGAGGCGCUGUGUGAGGUCGUACCGAGCUUGAGGGACGUCGUUGCUGCUGGUGGGCCGGGGGGGAGAGGGAGAGAACUUGGAGAGGAAGGGGAAGGGAAGGAAGCGAAAAGAGGAAGAGGAGUUCGGGCUCGGAGGAGUGGUAAAGAGCGAAGCGCUUGUCCUUACAAAGAGUGACGAUCGAGCACGUCGAGUCCCUCCUCGCAGAGCGUAACAAGCUCCUAACAGAACACGCGCACCUCGCUUCCUCUCUCCCCUCACACGAGCGUCCCCCCCCGUACGUCCCCGGGCAAGUCACUUCCCUCCAGCCUGGGGCUAGGGAGCUCAGAGUGUGGGAAACGCCCUGGUAUGGAGGGAGUGGGCUGCCUCCGGCUCAUAUGAGGGAAGCGAUGAUCUGGAUGAAAGGGCUUGGAGGGGAGGACGACGAGGAUGAGGACGAGGAGGGGGAAGAGGAUUGAGUGCCGGCUGGAGUGUGUGCUGCCGUGCGGCUGCGGCUGGCUGGACGUUCCGACCCCUCGCUCUUGCCUGCUGGCUAUCCGACCGAAAUACACGAAAAAAGAACAUGAAGACUAACUGUUCUCCGACUCCGACUGCCUCUGAAUCUCAUCCGACCCGAUUUCCCGAUUUCCGACUUCCGAUUUCCACUUCGACUUCCACCUGCUCCAUUCUCCCAAGCCUCUUAAUAGACCGAGCGCACCCGCCAGCGCACCGUAUCCCACCCUACCUCACG